CAAAUUAUGUCUUAUUUCUAACUAGCUUCAUUUUUUUUGAAUGAUACAUUAAAAAAACAAACUUCUUUCAGCUGAUUUAUCAUUCUGGUUCACUUUGUGAGUUAAGCUGAGUGAACUUUGUACUGUACGUUUUCGUAUGUCUACACAGAAGUUCCCGAUGUGCCACGCCUGGCUGCAGCUGAAGAUUUUGUUUCCAAAGCAGAUUCCAUUUGCCUUUGGAAUGCAUUUGUUUAUCAUAAUCUCUGAAGCAAAAAAAUGAGGUGUUUGAGGCAGAUGGCGUUAGACUUGUGUAACUGCACGUCAGCAGACAGUUGUUGACCUUAUUCAUGUGAAGAUGAAGAAGCCAGGAUUUGAGCUGUGUCCUUUGGAAGAUGGCUUUUUGUUUUCCAUUUUUCUGGGUACUGUAAUUUAGGUGCUAAGAGGAUAAGGAGUAGACAGGAUUCCUGGCUUCCUGGUAUUGAUGGUUCUCCAUCUUACUCCCUCAGACUAGCCUUGACUUCCUCAUAGCUUGGCAGAUAGAGCUCUUCGUUGUCACUAUGAUGGUGCUACAAAGGACAUGCUGACACCUCCGUAGUCUCAUCCCCCAGAUAUUUCAUAAAAAGUGCCUGUGGAUGCUAAAAAAAUACCCCAAGACCCCACAAAGGACGUGGGCUAGAAGGAAGAUACCCAUUGAUACAAUUGUUUUGAGAACCUUGAAGGUUCUAAGUGGGAAUUGUCUUCAGACAUAGCACAUUUAAAUGAGAUCGUAUAAACUGUCCUGUAAGACAGACUGUCCUGUUACUGUCCUACCUGCAUGUGUGUCCUGGUUCACUGAGUACACUGGGGACAGAGAGGAUGGGCAGGGGGAGGUAGAAAUGUACAUCAGUUAGCAGAAUCCUUGCCUAGCAUGCAUGAAGUCCUUCAACCCUUAGCACCCCAUAAAACCAGAUUCCCAUGCUUAAGGGGUGAAGGCAGGAGUAUCAGAAAUUGAAGGCCUCCUCGGCUGUUUAGAAAUUCAAGGAUGGUCUGGAGGAACUGCCUUUAACAUGAUUCAGGAAGGUUCCUGGAGAAGGCUGCUGUAGGCAGGUGAUGUUUCAGCUCUGGGGAAAAUAAAAGCUUUUAAAUAGUGUAUGAGAGAAGAGACCCGAACGGAGACAGUAUCAGGAGUAGCUGGCAGGGAUGCUGUUGGGGCCAAGGGACCACUGCAAAUAGAGGGCAUUCGGGCUGGGGCUACAUGGCUAAGAAUUGAGCUAUUGCAAAUCUCCAGAAGUUUAAUUUUUAUUUGGAAAGCAUCUGAGGGCUAUGAAAAGAGGAAGGAUUGGAGCUUAAUUUUGCAGCUUGAAAUGAUCCUGCUUCUGGGUGUGGAACAAAAAUACAGUAAUAGUAAUAGCACACAAGAAUAUGAACGGAAGUGAGUUGUGCCAGUGAGGUGUGCCACCAGCAUGGUAGCCAUGGACAUAGGGUGACGUGCACACCCUUAAACUUCGAGGAGGAUUUGAGAUGGGAGGUGGUAAGAGUAAGUGUCUGAGUGAGUCGGCACCUGGAUGGGUCAUCAUCAUACCAUGAGACAAAGCUCUGGGGAAGGGGGUUUAUUUGGGGGAAGAAAGGUGAAAUUCACUCGAGUUAGAAGCACUUGGAGGAGCUUUAGAGGCAGGUGAAGGGACAGAAUGUGAGGGUUGCUGGCAGGUAAUUGAAGCUCUAAGCAAGGAUGCAGUCCUUUAGAAGACAUCGGAGAGUCAUUCUGUGAGACCCCAUUCCAGUCCCCAGCCCCGUACCUAGAUGUUGCCGGUGGACAGGCCUCAGCUGGGAAUCUGAGAAGUGCUGGACUGUAGUUUUCGGAGUCAUUGAAGCACGAAUACCCCUGCUUUCCUUGUGCACCCCCACCCCCACCCCCACCCUACCCCAAUACCUCAGGGCUUUCUCGGCCACCUAGUGUUUGGAGUCAGAACUCAAAAUUCAGAAUCCUCCCCAGGAGGACCCCAAUCUACCCAAGAGUCUUGCUGCAGACUGCACACAGCAUUUACAUAUUUGUGACCCAUCACCCCAUCCUGCAGGGUCUUGUAUCUGCUUCCUGUUCCUUCUCCGGAUGCCUGCUCUUGAUUCUUUUCCAGCUCACAAUUCAUCCUCCUACCCUUUGAUAGCCAGGCAAAUCCGAUCUGUUUCCUAAAGCUUUCCCAAGCCCCACAAGGACAAGGCCGCCCCUCCCUCCCAGAGGCACUCCUCGGUGCAUCGGUGCAUCGUUAAAUGUUCUAACUAGCUCUGAGUUCACCCUGGCCCCUUGCUGUUCUUCAGAAAGAGAUAGAUCCUCAGAAUCUUCAAACUAGAAGCCCAUUCAGGACUGUGCAGAAAACAGUUGUUAGGGAUGCAGAUGUCAAGUGGAAGAUGAGGAGAGAGGGAUUGUUUUGUCUGUAUCUCAAGUGGACAAGAUUUUACACUUGAGCCUCAAUAGAAGCUGGACCCGUCUCUGUAAUUCAAGAUUUCAGUGAUAGCUGAGACUGAAAGCUAAAUCUGACGAUAGUAAAACCUGUGGAAUUUUCCUGAGCCUCCUGUAACACCCUUUGACCUCACUGGUCCCCGUAACAAUGAGCCAAUCAAGCAGAUUGUGGUGGUUACCCCAAGAUUUGCUUGAUCUCCCUCAUAGAGGGGCAUAGAGAGCUACCCGCUGAGGUGCAGGGAUGUGAAUUCCGGCAUGAAGCGUUGAGUCCUAAAGGCAGGAAGACACUGAUGAGAACAGACAGAUGGGGGAGGAGAUAGGGGAAUUAAGGGCUUUAGCCACCUGCCAUCACGUGACCUGUUUUUUGCUCCCAGAUUACCCACCCUAGCUCUCCACAAGGCUGUCCAGCUAGGAACAGGAUGACCGCCCAGUGACCCCAAGCAGCAGGGUUUUGUGUCGUCCUGUUGGUGAUGACAGAUUAAUGUGUGGAACCAGAGUCACACCCUGGUCCAGGCUCCUACUGUUUGCAAACUGUCAGGCUAUAUAUGAUCAGGUUACUUUGUACUUACUUUGAGGUUAAAUCCAUGUGAAAGAGGUUGGUUUUUGUUGUUGUUGUUGUUUUGUUUUGUUUUUUUUGCUUUGUUUUGUCGCUGUUUUGUUUUGCUUUUUUCCAAAACAGUGAACUCCUUGCAUUACUAAACCAAGGGCGAAUACUAUACAAUGCCAUCCAAAAGCUAAGUGAUAUGUAGAUGAGUUUUUAAUUCUAGGAUUUCAGCCUUGGUAGAUACUAUGGACCAGUACUGACCACUUCCUUACAUGCAUGGAGGACUAGGACUUCUAACUUUAAUCCAGUUUAUCAGUAUUGUCUUCAUCGCUAGUAUUUUUCUUUGUGUGUAUUUAUAUACACGUGAUACUGGACAAUUGACCAAGGGCUUCUUGUCUGCUAAGCAAGCACUCUGCCACUGAGCUCUUGCGCUCUAUAGCCCCAGCCCUUCUCUUACCUUUACGUAGAAUAUCACUAAAUUGCCCAGGCUAGACUUAACCUCAUUCUAAAGCCCAGGUAGGCAUUGAACUUGUGAUGCUCCUGCUUCUCUCAGACUUCUGAGUAGCUGGGAUCAUAGACCUAUGCCACCCAGACCUCUGUAUCCUUGGUCUUUUUGUAAACUUCUUUCCAAAGCAGCCCCAAACUCCCAUUUGCAUAACCACUCAGCCAUUUCAUAACCACUCAGCCAUUUCAUAACCACUCAGCCAUUGCAUAAGCACUCAGGAUCUGCUGUUCCUGCACAACCCGGAUGGAACCGUGAACUCUGGAGACAGAGUCAUCUGUGCUGCUCUCAUCUACAAGGACUACACUCUCACCCCAAUGUGCCCAUCUACGAGGGUUGUGCUCUAACCCACACCAUCCUGCAUAUGAACCUGGCUGUCUUAGACCUGAAAGAUUACCCCAUGAAGAUCUUGACUGAGCAUGGCUACAGCUUUUGCCACAGCCGAAAGGGAAGUUGUCCAUGACAUCGAGGAGAAGCCGGGCUAUGUCAUCCCGGACUUGGAACAAGAGCCAGCCAUUGCUGCAUCCUCCUCCUCCCUGGAGAAGAGCUACUAGCUACCCUACAACCAGGCCAUCACUAUUGGCAAAAAGCAGUUCCAUUGCGUCCAGGCAUUCUUCCAGCUUUCCUUCCUGGCUAUGAAAUCUGGCGACAUCCAGAAAACUGUCAUUUUCAUUGUAAAGUGUGAUGCCGACAUCUGUAAAGGCCUCCAUGCCAACUAGUGAUGUCGGUGGCACCACCAUGUACCCAGGUAUCAUCAGCAAGGUGCAGGAGAUCACUGCUCUGGCUCCCAGCUCUGAGAAGAUGGAGGUCAUUGCUUCUCUGAGCACAGGUACCCUGGAUUGGCAGCCGCAUCCCGACCUUGCUGUUUACUGUCCAGCCAAUGUGGCUGGACAAGCAGAAGAACAAUGAAUCCGGCUGCUUCCCCAACCAACGACAGUGCUCUGGGUACAACUUUUCUCAACAAAACCUAACCUGUGCAGGAAAACAAACAUAAGACAACAUCGGCAUGGCUUUGUGUUUUGUUUUAAUUUUUGUUUUGUUUUGUUCUGGUGCUGUUGACUCAGGGUUUAAAAACUGCAACAGCGAAGGCGACCGCGGUUGGUUGGACCAGCAUCCUCGAGGUUGUACUCUGUGGCUGAACAUUGAUUGUACAUUUUUGUUUAAUAAUUCCAAUGAGAUGCUUGUUACAGGAAGUCCUUCCCCCUACUCUAGAAAGGAAGAUGGCUCAGUCCGUGCCGAGUUCAUGAAAGGGAAGUGACAGUAUUGCUUUUGCAUAAAUUAUACUCAUUGCAGAUUUUAAAAAAAUGUUUCUGCCUUAAUACUUUUUAAUUUUUGUUUUUAUUUUCAAAUAUUCAGUCAUCAUGGUUUCCGUUUUUGUUCCCCCAGCUUGAGACAUGUGAAGGCUUUGGUCUCCCUGGGCGUGGGCUGAGAUGGUAACGCAGCCAAAGGCUUACCUGUGCUCAGUUUUCAGAUCGGUUUAAUAAAGUGAACGACUUACAAACACUCAGAAGGAUCUGUUCUAGAAUAGAAAGAUGACCCACCUGUUGGGAGCCCUUGCUGCUCUUUGAAUGGACCUGGUUUAGUUCCCAGCACCUACACAUGGUGGCUUACAACUGUGACACAGUUCCAGGACAUCUGAGGUCCUCUCCUAGUCUCUAAAAGCACAGGGCACAACAUGCAGGCAGGCAAAACAUUCCAAAUUUAAAAGAGAAAUAUUUGUUUAUCCCAACACGAUGGCAUAUACUCUUUAAGCUUCAUUGUCUUGUCUUUGCCGUUUACAUCUAGAACUGUAGGGUUGAAGUUAGCACAUGAGGUGAGGGAGAAGCCAGUGAUUCCCAGUCCUGAGGUUCUUUCAUGCGGAGCAAGGGACACUACCAUUGCACUAUGUCUUCAGGCCCAAGACGGAUAUUAUGUUGACUCAGAACAUUUAUUGAAAAGUCUUUUCUACUGUUCUACAGAGCAAAAUAUCUCAUUAGUCAAGGGUCUGUAUUGUGUGAUCUGCCUCUGCACUAUUCACUCUUCUGCUGCCUGUGAAGGGACUUGGGUCACCUGCCACCCAUGGUUGGUUGGUUGGUUGGUUGGUUGGUUGGUUGGGGGAUAUUAGUGUUUGCUUGUUUGUUGUUUUGGUUUGUUUGCUUGUUUUUUAGCUUUUGAAAAAAGGGUCUUACUAUGUAGCCCUGACUGCUUGGCCCUCACUUCUAGAACGGGCUAGCUUGGACUCACAGAUACUCUCCAAAUUCUGUCUCCCAGUGGUAGAGUUCGGGUUCUCCAUCUGUCUCUCUUGGUAUGCCUCUUUCCCAUAUCUCUGCCCUCUUGCAUUCUUUCCUUAAGAUUGCCUGGUGCUAGGGAGAUGGCUCAGUGCUUACAAGCACUUUCUGUGCGUACAGAGGCCAACAGUUAGGCUCCAAACCCCGUGUCCAGCAGCUCUCAACUGCCUGCAUCUCCACCCCAGGCGAUCCAGCACUCUCUGGGAAACUGUGCACAGGAUCCCAGGAAUCAGCUGCAUUCAUGCAGAUAUACAUACAAGGUAAAAGAAACUGUCCUGGCUUUUCUUGGUUCUUUGUAUCCCAUUUAAUUUUAGAAUUAGCAUGCCAAGUUACACCAAAACUGUGAUAGAAUUUUGAUCCUUGGGAUCUGUACAUUAGUUUGCAGAGAAUUAUAUAUUGAAGUUGAUCAUUUUCGACCAGAGUAUGUUCCUCCAUUUAAUCUAAUAGGUUUUAGUUUUCUUUUUCUUUUUUUUUUUUUUUUUGGUUCUUUUUUUCGGAGCUGGGGACCGAACCCAGGGCCUUGUGCUUCCUAGGCAAGUGCUCUAGUUUUUAGUUUUCUAUGUAGAGGCCUUACAUAUACUGUGUUAGAUUAAGUCCUGUUGGUGGCUAUAAUAUCAGUAAAUACCAGUUGUCUAUCUUUUAAUAAGUCACUCUUUGAUCAAUUUAUUUAUUUAUUUAUUUAUUUAUUUAUUUAUUUAUUUAGGUUUUUCAAGGCAGGGUUUCUCUGUGUAACAGCCCUGGCUGGCCAGGAACUCUCUUUGUAGAUCAGGCUGCCUGUGAACUCACAGAGAUGCCUGCCUCCCCCUCAAAGUGCGGGGUGGGGGGGGGGGCGGAUUAGAGGUGUGGGCCACCAGGCCCUGCUUCUUUAAUUACAUUUUAAAAAUGCUUUUACAUGGCUUGUUGUUUGCAUAUAGGGAAAAGUUACUUUGUAUGUCGACUGUGUAUCCAGUGUCCUUUCCAAAUCGUGUUACUAAUUCGAAGAGUUCUGUUCAUAAGAUUCCUUUGGACUUGGCUCUAAUAACUGUGUCAUCUACAAAUAACAGUUGUUUUCCUUCUUUCCAAUCUGUUUCUGUAUUAGCUUUCUCCCUUCUUGCACAAGCUAGCAUCUGGUGUCAUGCUAAACAGAAGAGCUGGUAGUCUGAUACCUUGCUUCACCGCCAGCCCUAAGAACAUCUUUUAUUAUUUACUGUGGAAUGGAGUGUUUGCUGUAAUUGGUUAGAUUCCUCAGUUGAGGAAGUUGCCUUUUAGCCUAUAGAGAUGUAUACUUUUUUGUUGUUGUUGUUCUUUAAAAAUCUAUUAUUUCAUUAUUAUAUAUAUAUGCACGUGCAUAUACAUUGUAGCAUUUAUGCGGAGGUUGGGGGACAACUUGCAGAAGAACGCCCCAGGUUUGAAUUACCAAACCAGGAAAAUAAUUGAAAAAUAAUCUCGUAAUGUUUUAAGUAAGUUUAUAGUUUUCUAUUGGGCCCUAUUCAUAGCUAUCUUGGGGUGCAUGCAGCCUGUGGGCCCGGCUUGGACAUGCCUGAUAAUGUAACUUAGACAUAAAACAGCUCUGGGUUUUACUCAUUUCUUCUCUGAACAACACUGGCUGCUACAUCUUUUCCUUCCAGCUGUGAGGGCCACCGCAUAGGAGAGUGUGGCCUGAGCCCAGUUCUGAGAACCCGACACGCUCUCCCUGCCAUCUGGCUACUUGCUCAGCCCUUCUGAGACUGUCACCAUUCUCUGGCAGAAUGAAUGCCCUCGAUGGUGUCCCCUUCAAGGUGCCCAAGGGCUUUGUGAUGAACACAGAGCCCCACCCUGUGCCUGAGCUCAGUGUCCGGGACUGUAGAGAACUCCUACUGGGCACGAUGUAUGACUUCAGCCUGGAAAAGAAGGCUCUCUUCUGGGUGGAAGCAGCUGUCCGAGGAUCUUGCCCCCAUCAGUGCAAUGACCUGGGGAUUGCAUCAGCCCCUCCAGCCUGGUUCCUGCUGGUGAAUCCAAACUACAGUCAGGUGCCUGCACCUGCGGAAAUCAGAGACCCAGAGACUGGACAGCAAGAACCUCCUGAGGAGGAGGACGAGGAGGAGGAAGAAACAGAAGAGAAGAGGGACGAGGAAGAGGCCUCCUCUACCAGCGAGGAAGGGAUGGACUCCAGCAGCCCUCAGCCCGGUUCCCCUACAAGCCAUCGUCGCUGCUCCCUGGAUGUGCUUCGAAACAUGAGGUCUGAGCUGGCUGAUGCCAGGCGACGGCUCUCGGAGAGCAGACUAGCCACAAGUCCUCGAGCCCUCCUGCACCGCUUCCGAGCCCACCGCACGCUGAGCCUGAGCGCCAGCCCAGCUCCAACCCCUGGCCCAGCACUGCAGCCCCCCAACGUCUCCGAGCUGCCCCCACGACCCUCCACUGCUGGCGCCAUGCCUCCAUUGCGGAGCCACAAGCCUACAGUAGCUUCCCUCAGCCCAUACACCUGCUUGCCACCUCUUAGGGAGACACCCCAGCCCCUCGCCUCCUGUAGACUGCAUCCUGAUUCAGCACCUGACCUGCUGUCUGCCCUGACCAAAGAGGAGCAAGACCUCAUCAGGCCAGUGGUCGCCUUGGGCUAUCCCCUGGGAAGGGCCAUCGUGGCACUGCAGAAGACAGGGAGGCAGAGCCUGAGCCAGUUUCUCGGCUACCUCAGUGCCUGUGAAAGGCUGCUGCGGCAGGGCUACGAUGAGGCACUGGUGGACGAGGCCAUGGAGAUGUUCCAGUUCUCCGAGCAUCAGGCAGGGGAGUUCCUGAGGCUCUGGCAGCAGUUCAGUGACAUGGGCUUCCAGCAAGACCGUAUCAAGGAGGUGCUGUUGGUCCACGGCAACCAGCGUGAACAAGCCCUGGAGGAGCUGGUAGCCUGUGCCCAGUGACAAGCCAGGACGCUGUUUGAUGCAUGACUGACAGUGAGGUCAGUCCUGCCACCCAUCCCAGCUGUAUCAUUAAAAGAUAAUGCUGCUGGUGGUGGUGGCACACACCUUUAGUCCUAGCACUGGAGCUGCAGAGGCAGGCGGAUCUCUGAGUUCAAGGCCAUCCUGGUCUACACAGUGAGUUCCAGGACAGCCAGGGUUGCAUAGAGAAACCCCGUCUUAAGAAAACCAAACACAGUAAUCAUAAUAAAUGAAAUAAAAUAAAAUAAACAAAACCUAACAAGACCAAA
This is a messenger RNA of Rattus norvegicus (Norway rat), 8883 nucleotides long. Lineage: Eukaryota; Metazoa; Chordata; Mammalia; Rodentia; Muridae. The record is from RefSeq and is a predicted model, not a curated record.